GCAGGCAACUUGUGAGCGUGGGCCAGGUGUGGACACAGUUGCCACGCGUGGCCUCCCGCCCAGCUCCUCUCGGAAGGAUCCCCGGGUGCUGGCUUGGCUGUACCAGUUUAUUUCUGACUUACCAACACAGAAGGUACUGGAUUAUUCCCAGAGGAACAGAUGGCUGAUUUCCGUUUUCAGGACAAAGAUGAUUUAACAGAAAUCAUUUCAAAUCUGGAAGAAUUCAAGAGAGAUGGAUUUGGUGAGUUACCGGGUGAGAAGGAAAGUGAUAUCAUUUCCAAGAAGACUGACAAGAAGGCUUCCUUUGACUUUGGAUGGAAAUAUAAGAAAAAGAAUGUCCCAACCAACAGGAAGAAGAAAGUCACUUACAAAGACAGAGUUCGCACCUUACAUCUGCGAAGAAACAUAAACAACCUGGAUAGAAUACAUGAGGAAAAGAAAUUUUUCCUUUUGAAAACUAAGCAGGAUUUAGAUGCAUCUUUGCAGCGAAUAGAAUCGAUCCAGAAGCAGAAAGUCCAAGUGGAGACUGAAAUACAGAUGGAGAAAGAGGCCCACAACAGUGCAGCUGUGUUUCGUCUACAAGCAAUGCUCCGACGUCUGUGCGCUGAACUGGAGCAUGAGAAAGACCUGGAGGUGAAAAUUUCUUCGAUUCUAAAAGAAAAAGAGGAAAACAUGUGGCACAUGGAAAUCAACGAGGGAAAAUUCAGCGUUCUCCGGGAAAAUCUUAAAGUAGAAGAAGCAAAAUUAGCACAACUUCUCCAAGGGCAGGCGGAAGAGAGGCUUAUUCAGGCAAAGAUGGCGGCUGUCCGUAUAGACCACAAUAAAAGCCUCCUACUCCAGAAAGCAAUGGAAAGGGAAAAGAGCUCUGAACUCCACCGCCAAAAAGUGAUCUCCGAGGCCAAGAAGAAUCAUAAGAUAGCGGUCCAGUUCCUAAGAACCACCUUGGCAAAGGUUCGCAAGAAAGAAGCCAGUGAGGAAAAGAAAUCACAAGAGUAUAUGAAGAGAAGAAUGGAUGCUGUGAUAGCCCUGAAAAACAGCAUCACCACAAAUCGGGAGACCCUCCAGAAACUUAGGGCCUGGGAAAAAGCCAGGGCUCACUUGAUUGAAAAGAAAGAAGAGGCUGAGAAGGAGGUCAUAGCAGCCCAGGGAGGGGAUGCUAUCAAGCAGACUUUACACGAAAAGCGAAAUAUGGAACUCAACAUCCGGAGACAACUUUUUGAACAAGAGCAAAAAAUUCGAAAAUGUGAAAUUGUCAGUCGACUUCUGAAGGAAGAGGCCGAUGAUGAGAAAAGGAAACAAAGAGAGUUGGACCUGGAAAAUGGUAAGCGAUGGAUGAUCAAAGCCAGGAAGCUCCCAAGCCCGAAGGAGAGGAGUUGGCAGCAUGUUAUGAACGUCUAUGAAGGAAAAAGCCGGGCUCCUACCGGUGUGGUGGACAGUCACAAACAUGCUUCCAUAUCUGAACAAAAGUACUCCUCGAGCGUUGGCUCCACUGAUGAUGAAUUUCUUAAUAUUGAGGAAGAAGAAACACUAACAGAGCCAGAAAUUAGGGGGCUCUGGAGUGAAAAGUAUAAGCCCUACAAAGUGCCAAAAGAUGAGGUGGAACGCAAGCCUGUGGGUGGGACAAAGAUGGAACAGGACAUCUUGGCGAACACGUUGGAGAAGCUCCGGAGCGGGAUGGUCCACAAACAAGUAGUGUCUGGGCGUGAAUUUAAGGGCUGCCCCUUCUACAGCAAGCCUGAUCUCAUUCACUUUAAGAACUUUGAUGUUGGUAAAACAUAUAAAAAAAAGAUGACAUUAAUCAACGCAUCUUACACGAUUAACUACUGCAAGCUGGUAGGAGUGGAGGAUCAUCUCAAGGAUUUCAUUACUAUCCACUUUGAUCCUCCAGGUCCAAUGUCAGCUGGAAUUUCAUGUGAGGUCCUCAUCACCUUUAGGCCCAUGAUAAAUAAAGAACUUGAAGGCAACAUCACGUUUUUGGCUCAGACAGGUUCAUUUUCUAUCCCACUGAAAUGUACAACAAAGAAAUGUGUUCUGUCCCUGGAUAAAGAGCUCAUUGACUUUGGCACAUAUGUGGUAGGAGAAAUUGUUUCACGGACCAUCACCCUGGAAAACCAUGGAGCCUUGGGUACAAAAUUUCAGCUUCACAGAGACACCGAGAAAUGGGAUUAUGAAGCCAAAUCCCUCAACACAACAGAUGGCACUUUAUAUUCAUUGGAUGAUAAAGUUAAUGAGGAGAAAAACACCACCAAUCUCCAGGAUACCCAGAGUGAGGUCUAUUGUCCUCCCACCCCAGAUAUCAUUCCAGGCAUAAAACCUAGAGUCUCAACCACCCUCUCUGAAGAACCAUACCAAGAACACGCCAUCAUUACAGUCGAAGAGCCCACAUCCGAGGAAGUAGAAAUUAACUCUGGUGGAAGCCAAGCAGAAAUCAGACUGGGAGAGGUAACAACCAAUGAAAUUGGACCCUUCAGCUCUGUCAAAAUUCCCAUAAUCUUCACCCCAAUGAUCCCAGGAUCUUCGGAAGCCAAGUUUCAACUCACGUUUAAGAAUCCUGAUUGCCAACCUUUAUGUUUCACAGCUAUUGGGCUUGCUAUUAUCGUGCCUGUCUGGGUUCCAAAACCAAAUGUGGACCUGAACAUCUGCAUGUAUGAUCGAUUAUAUCAAGAUGCUGUCAUAAUUGAAACCAGGUCGAAAGCUGCCCUGCGUCUGAAAUUUGAAGUAUGCGAAAAAUUGCGAAAGCACAUGGAACUCCUCCCAGAAACUGGUUACAUUCAAGCCCAGUCUUCAUACAGUGUUCAACUCAAGUUCUUGCCCAGACUCUCCCUUCCAGAAGAUGCAGGAGAAUAUUUUGACAAAGAGACAAGAGUCCUGCAGGCCCCCGUGACAAUAAGAGUCGCUGAUCAGAAAAAGCCUGUGCAAUUCACUGUCCAUGCCAUCCUCACAACAUCAGAUUUGGAAAUCAAUCCCAAAGAAGUGAAUUUUGGAUACUGUACUAUCUAUGAAGCUGUUUAUACCAAAAUUACACUCAUGAAUAAAUCUCUCCUCCCUCAGGAGUUUGGAUUCAUCAAUACCCCAAAGUAUGUGGAAGUUCAGCCCAAUGACGGGUUUGGAACCAUCCUGCCCUUGCAGUCUUUGCCUCUUGAUGUCAUCUUUAAACCCAGAAAAGCCAAGGAAUAUGACUUUCAGCUGAUUUGCAUUUCCGAAAUUAACAGAGAAUUUACACUGUCGUGCAAAGCGAUUGGCGUCCACCCCCCUCUGGAGCUGUCUCACUACCGAGUCAAGUUUGCAGCCACUGCUUUAUUUGAUAUGUCAACAGUUACCCUGUAUGUGAUCAACUCCCACAUAAACAUGAAUCCUCUGACUCACUCGGUGCCCCGAAUUGGUUCUGGGGAAAUCGCUCCUGUAGGACCCACAUCUUUUGAGUUCCUUUUGCCAGACAAUGCUCCCAUCAUGAUCAUUCCCUCUGUGGGAACUGUGCUACCAGGAAAGAAAUGCAUGAUUGAAGUGAUUUUCAAACCAGUGCUGUCAGAGACUACAAUCAAAAAAGAAGUUGUGAGAAUGAGGAACAUAAAACUAGGAGUAAAACCGUCUAAAAAGGAAACAUCCUCGAAGAAAGGGUCAAGAAUGAUGCUGACUGCUUCCCUCAAGGCAGCUGUCCGGUGGCUCAAACCCCGCUCUCCUCACAAAAAGGAACGCCGCAAACAGCAGAAAAUCAUGACGGAUUCAGAAGAAUACCUGAUUGCAAAAGCCACCUUGACUAGAAAUUUCCAAGAAGAGUUUCAUAAAUAUGUGAUACCAUGUGUCAUUGCCAGUGGAGACAUUAAAGAGAAGAAAGAAACGGUGCCAAUGAACUUCAGUCCUUAUAACACACUAUACCUGGAAUUAUAUUGUCCAACGGUGGCUCCCUCUAUCGUGGUUGCUUCGGACAACGGGAAAACCGUGUUCAACUUUGGAGACAUUGCAGUCGGGCACCGGGAGAUCAAAAAGAUCACGAUAGAGAAUGUCUGCCCAGAAUACCUAGAUUUGAAGUUUUCUAUUCUGAAUCUCUAUGGCCCCUUUAUACUGCUAUCUCCUUGUUGUGGUCUUCAAUCUAAAGAAAGCAAAAACAUUGCUGUAUCAUUCUCUCCCCGAGAGAGUAACACGUUCUUAGAAACUCUGGAUAUCAUGACAAAGAGAGGGACGCUCACCCUGACCAUGGUGGGCAAAGGGGUGGCAUCCACAAUUACCUGCUCCAUUGAAGGAGAUGUCCUGAAUAUGGGAUAUGUUAUUGUUGGAGAAAGUGCCACAUCAACUUUUAAACUUCAUAACAACUCGACACUCCCAAUCAAAUAUUCCAUCUUUCUGGAUAGCCUCUCCCUGAUGAGAAAUAAGGAACAGCUGCAGAUGCCGGGUUUUGUCAAUAACUCAGAAAGAAGGACCAAUAUCAUUGGCACCCAGAACUACAAUGGCCAGAGUGUGUUCAGCGUCUCCCCAGUAGAUGGAGUUAUUGAACCAGGGAAGACGCAGGACUUCACCUUGACCUUCAGUCCGGACCAUGAGAGCCUGUACUUUUCUGACAGGAUGCAAGUGGUGCUGUUUAAUAAGAGGGUGUCCCAUCAGAUCCUCUUGAAAGGGGCUGCAAGGGAGCACAUGAUGUUUGUGGAAGGAGGCGACCCUCUGGACGUGACUGUGGAGUCCCUGGCUGUAAUCUCUUCUGUGAGAGAGGAGGAGCGAAGAGAAGAUGCAGAAGAGAUGAAGGCAAUUAUCCUGACCCUAGAGUAUAUCCAGAUGGACUCUGCAUCCACCCCCGCCACCCGAGAACUACAAAUAGGAUGUAUCCGAACCUCCCAGCCCACUCUGAAAAAGAGCAUCGACUUCAGCCUGGACAACAUUCACUUCCUUCAGCACAAAGGCUUCACGGUAGAGCCCUCCAAAGGGACUGUGGACCGAGGCCAGACCAAGACCAUCAGCGUGUCCUGGGUGCCCACGGCUGAUUUUGACCCGGAUCAGCCCCUGGUGGUCACCACCUUCCUGAUACUCCGGGGAGAUGUGAAGGAGAUCUACAGACUCGUCUUCAUCGCCCACGUGGUAUCAGGGUGGAUUCUGGGCGAUUCACUCAGAUAGGAAUGGAGGUGCAGAUGCCCUGAUAAUUCCCCCCCUGCUAAGGUCAUUGGCAUCCAACGGGGGAUGAGGACCCUCCAAGCACCCAGAGGAACACUGGACCUAAAUAGUCACCACUGAAGUUCCUCCUACAAUUAGUUCUUGUGACGAAUGUAGCCUUCCAUGCCAACAAAAGAACAUCGUCCCUAGAUCAGGAGCUGUGGGCCAGAAAAAGCAACUCAGUCUUUCCCCGCCAUUACUCUCCCUCAGGGGCCUUUGCUAUGGAGAUCAGCGCCUCCGUUAAAAAAAUAAAAUGACCACAAAUCCUC
Molecule: messenger RNA, 5408 nt
Organism: Vombatus ursinus (common wombat)
Lineage: Eukaryota; Metazoa; Chordata; Mammalia; Diprotodontia; Vombatidae
Gene: CFAP74
Product: cilia and flagella associated protein 74
Exons: 40
Coding region: 160-5103 (1647 amino acids)
Source: RefSeq, a predicted model, not a curated record